Messenger RNA from Panicum virgatum (switchgrass), 888 nucleotides. RefSeq lists its product as uncharacterized. The record is from RefSeq and is a predicted model, not a curated record. The coding region runs from base 100 to 531 and encodes 143 amino acids. Lineage: Eukaryota; Viridiplantae; Streptophyta; Magnoliopsida; Poales; Poaceae. The transcript is spliced from 3 exons.
UACACACAAACGCCACGCCGCCGCCGACCAGCCAACAACCCCACCAAUCUGCUUCCACCCCGGCUCGGAAGCUUCCGGAGCCUAGGGUUCCCGCCCCCUAUGGCGCUCCUCUCCGACGACGCCGAGUUCUACCUCCAGGUCGGCGCUCUUUGGGUGCUCUCCGCCACCGUCGCCAUCACGAUCCUCAGGGGCUGGAUCCGCGGCCACGGCUUCCACCCAAACACGUCCCACCUCUUCGUGCUGGGCCACAGCUUGGUGCUCGCCCAGGACGCCCUCCGGCUGCUCCUGGUCCACGGGAACAUCCCCAAGCCCUACCGGUGCAGACGAUGCCCCGGAGACGCCAGCGUGCCGGCAGUCUGGGACUGCAUUCUUCUGGCGACAGUGUACAGCCGGGAUCUCGCUUCACCAUGCUGCUGGUCGUGGGUGUGUCGUUCCUGGGGGAUGUUUGGGGGGAAAGGAUGCCACCACGUCCGAGUGUUCCUGAAAGGAGGGGUCUCAGUAAAGUUGGAGCCAUCAUUAUCGAGAUUUUAAUGUUCAUUUCCUCUGUUUUGUCGUGCAUCCACGGUUUGCCCGUCUUGCUUGAAGACUACAUGGCUGCUGCAGCGAGUGGCAGGGAUGCUGCUGUGGCAUAGCGUUUGUUGUGGAUCGAGACACAAGGUAAUUUGAUGGAGUAAAACAGCUGUUCUGUAAGUGGCUUUCAUAAGUCGACGAACUACAAGUGGUUGGUGUAACUGGAUUCGAUGCUACUACAUGUUACCGGAUGCUGUCCGUCCUCAAAGGCUCAAACCAUUGUGGAACCAAUAUGGCAUAGUUCAGCUAGGACAUGUGGCUAUCGUCCAUGUACGUUUUACAAGCAUAACCAGGACCAGACGACGAGCCUAAGUUUUG